AUGCCAGCUGAUGACAAGAAGGCCGAGACGUUCCAUCCCAAACCGUGGUUUCAAACCGACGAGAAAGCCCACGGAUACAACGGCCCGCUCCACACGGAGCCGCACGAUCUCGCCCCGAUUUCCAACUUGUUACUGGAAAGCAUGGAAGACAUGGGCUUCCCGUUGGUCCACGACAUGUUCAGCAAUGGCGAGACUCCGCAUGGUUGUGGCCACGUGCCCCGGACUGUCCACAAGGGCAUCAGAACUACCGGAGCCGACUUUGUCACCAACGAUCAACACAAGACCAAUAUUGACCUCCUGCUUGACACGGUCGUCGACAAAAUCAACUUUGAGGAGAAGGAUGGUGAACUACAUGCCACGAGCGUGGCGCUCGUCGGCAAGGAUGGCACCACCAGAGAAGUCAGGGCCACAAAGGAGAUCAUUGUCUCUGGAGGCGCAUAUUGUUCUCCGGCCAUCCUUCUCCGGUCGGGCAUUGGUCCCAAAGCUGAGUUGGAAGAGUUGGGCAUCCAGUGUCUCGUCGACUCGCAGGGAGUUGGGAAGAACUUGCUGGAUCAUCUUAUUGUGUUUGCUUUUUACGAAGUCACCAAGGAAGGACUGACCAACGACCAUCUUGUGUACGCUACGUUCUGCCUGACUGCGAUUUCACCAACUAAUCCUUCGUCCAGGUAUCACGGCGACGCUGCCAUGGCUGCAUAUAUGCUAUACAAGGAGAAAAAGGAGGGGAUCCUCUCCACAUUCCCCUUUGGCGCUUUCGCCUUUGCAAGGCUCGAUGAUCGCCUGAAAGAUGAACCACUCUGGAAGGAAGCAAAGAGGGAGCCUGGCCGGGACCCGAUGGGGUUGACUCCCAAGCAGCCAAACAUUGAGUUUUUCACCACUGAGCUGUACGGUGGCCCCAAGCAAUAUGAUCAGUUCCCCAUUGACAAGAAGCAUGCCUUUGCCAUGAUCACGGAGCUAUUCUCACCCCGGUCAAGGGGCACGGUGACUCUGAAGUCCAAAGACCCUCUAGAAAACCCGGUGGUGGACUGCAACUAUCUCGCCGACCCGCUCGAUAUGCUGGUCCUGUCUGAGGGCUGCAGGCUCGGCAAUGAGAUUGUCAUGAACCUGAACAAGGUUGCGAAACAAGAGAUUGUGAAAGGGUCGUGGCCGUCAGAUCUGACACAUCAUGCUUACACGAAACGGGAAGAAUGGGAGCCUUAUGUACGAAAAGAGGCCACCACAUGCUAUCAUGCCGCAGGGACAUGCAAAAUGGGGCGGGAUGGCGACAAGAUGGCUGUUCUUGAUGAAAAACUUCAGGUCCGCGGAGUCAAAGGCCUCCGUGUGGCUGACACCAGCGUGAUGCCUACUCUGCACGGUGGCCACACUCAGAUGCCUGCGUACGGAAUUGGCGAGAAGGCUGCGGAUCUGAUCAAAGAAAGAUGGUCAAAAGCCUAG
Molecule: messenger RNA, 1431 nt
Organism: Fonsecaea monophora
Lineage: Eukaryota; Fungi; Ascomycota; Eurotiomycetes; Chaetothyriales; Herpotrichiellaceae
Exons: 8
Coding region: 1-1431 (476 amino acids)
Molecular function (GO): oxidoreductase activity, acting on CH-OH group of donors; flavin adenine dinucleotide binding
Source: RefSeq, a predicted model, not a curated record